Messenger RNA from Exophiala oligosperma, 2139 nucleotides. RefSeq lists its product as uncharacterized. NCBI's taxonomy places the organism in Eukaryota, Fungi, Ascomycota, Eurotiomycetes, Chaetothyriales, Herpotrichiellaceae. The record is from RefSeq and is a predicted model, not a curated record. The coding region runs from base 1 to 2127 and encodes 708 amino acids. The transcript has 4 exons. Gene Ontology annotation, biological process: urea transmembrane transport. Gene Ontology annotation, cellular component: plasma membrane. Gene Ontology annotation, molecular function: urea transmembrane transporter activity.
AUGUCAACCGUUUCUACAAUCCUGCCCGAAGGGGCCGGGUAUGGUGUCGUCGUAGGUAUCGGGUUCUUCUUCACGGCUGUCAUGUGUGGGAUAUCAAUGCUGCAGCAGAAUAAAUAUACCAAUUUCUCCACAAAGACCAGCGAGGAGUUUAACACAGCGAGCAGGAGUAUCAAGCCUGGUCUUAUAGCCGCAGGUAUUGUGUCGGCAUGGACUUGGGCAGCGACACUACUGCAAAGUAGCACCGUUGCAUAUACCUAUGGUGUUGCAGGGCCUUUCUGGUAUGCCGCUGGAGCCACGGUGCAAAUAUUGAUGUUCUCCAUUCUCGCCUGCAAGACCAAAAUGAACGCUCCGCGAUGCCAUACAUUUCUCGAAAUCAUCCAAGUGAGGUACGGUACCUUGGCUCACUGUGUCUUCAUCUUCUUUGCCUUGGUCACCAAUAUCCUUGUUGGUUCUCAACUCUUGCUCGGAGGCUCUGCGGUCGUCACAACACUCACCGGCAUGAACGUAUAUGCCGCCAUAUUUUUGAUCCCGUUGGGUGUGGUGGCUUAUGUACUGAUGGGUGGGCUUCGCGCGACAUUCCUCUGUGAUUACUCACACACGCUCAUCUUGAUGGUCAUUAUUCUAUACUUCAUGUUCCAGGUGUAUGUAGAAAACAGCCUCAUCGGCUCUCCCACCGAGAUGUUCAAGCUCUUGAAAAAGGCAGCGAAUCUUCGACCGGUCGACGGCAACCAGGACGGCUCAUAUUUGACGUUGAAGUCCAACAAUGCUCUCAUCUUCGGUGUCAUCCAGCUUUGUUCCGGCAGCGGUACCGUGUUCCUCGACCAGGCGUACUGGCAGAGAGCAAUUGCUUCUCGUCCCACCACUGCUGUGCGAGCAUACAUCCUGGGCGGCCUGGCUUGGUUCGCCAUUCCAUUUGGCUUCGCCACCACAUUGGGUCUCGCCGCGGUUGCAUUGACGGACAACCCUGCGUUUCCCACCUAUCCUGAUCCCCCCACGUCGGACCAAAUAUCUGCCGGUCUCGCCGCGGCGUUCUCUUCCAGUACCCUCCUCGGCAAGAAUGGUGCCGUGGCGCUUUUGAUCACUCUCUUCAUGGCGGUCACUUCGUGUGCAUCCGCAGAACUCAUUGCCGUCUCGUCGAUUCUCACCUUCGACAUCUACAAGACUUACAUCAAGCCGGCGGCGACUCCUCAGAACCUGAUCUUCAUGGCCCACGUCAACGUGGCUGUCUUCGGGCUGACCAUGGCCAUUUUCGCCAUCAUCUGGCACGUCAUCGGCAUCGAUCUGGGCUGGUUGUUCUUGGUCAUGGGCCUGUUGAUAGGUGGCGCCGUAUUCCCGGCCGCGUUCGCCAUCACGUGGAAGAAACAAAGCCGAGCGGGAGCCAUCGCUGGUGCAUUGUCCGGUCUCGCCGCGGGUCUGACAGCGUGGCUCGCGGAAGCGCAGGUGUACUAUGGCGAGUUGACACUGGCCUCCACGGGAUCCAACUAUGCCACGCUCUCCGGGAACCUCGCAGCCGUCAUGACCGGCCUGAUCGUCUCGGUCGUCGUGUCCCUGAUAAAACCCGACGAUUACGACUGGAGCACGACCCGGGCCAUCAACAUCGAACACGCUUCCUUCCACGGGGGCGUCGAGCCGAAGGAUGCUCAUACUCGCGAUGUUGUGACGGAAAAGACAGGUACGACUGGGGCUGAUGGCAAACAAGCCACUAAGCAAUCCAGCGACGACGAAUCCCCCCCGCCUGCUUCUCCCGUCAUUGAACCCGCCACGACCGACGAGAAAUACAUCUCCUCCAGCCGAGACCGCCGAGACUCGAUCCGCAUCGACGAGGAACGUCAAAUGUCCCUCGACGCCGCGCUAGAAGAGGACCCCAGCCGGUUGAGGUCCGCCUUCAAACUCGCCUGCUGGGCGUCGUUCGUCCUCCCGUUCAUCAUGGACUUUUUGAUCCCCAUACCAAUGUUCCUGAGUCACUAUGUGUUUUCGGUACACUUUUUCACCGCCUGGGUGGUGAUUAGUUUCAUCUGGGUGUUUAGUUCGGCCUUUAUCUCUGUCGCAUUGCCGAUAUGGGAGACCAGAACCUUUUUCAAACAAUUGUCCACCGAGAUUAUGGCGGAUAUCAGGGGAAGGAGAUGAAGUUGAAGACGU